AUGGACCACAGAGGACAGGACGCUGCCCGCGCCACAAAGUCAGUGCCCAACUCUGGAGAGCUCCAGCUGUCCCCUUCACAAGUGCCCACCCCCCGGGAACGCCACCUAAAUCCAUACAUAAGUGCAAGGUAAUCGUCCCGAUGAGAUCGGCGGAUAUGAUCGUGGAGGUCUGCGGCUAGUCGGCUCCAAGCAGAGAGCAGUGCAGGGGAUGAGAGCGCAGAGUGAGCCGGGGGGCGGGGACGAGUGCACGGCCACAAAAGUUUCCUGACAUCCCUGGAAGACACAACAGAGGACGCCAGGGGUCACAGAACCGCGGCGUGUGCCCGGGACCCGACGACGAUGUGACCUUCGUGCCUGUGUGUGCGCCCGGGAGGAGAGACAGCAGCUAAUUGCCGGAGCCCAUCCCUCUCCCCCGCCCCCAGCAGAUAAUCGCUGUGUAUUAUUCACCAUUAUACCGGCACAUGCGCACUGGCCCCCGCACCGGCACCGGCUCAUUCCCCUCAUUUUCCAACUCGGCUAUUUGUGAACUAUUUUUUUUUAUUUGCCACUGAUGUAUCUGCAAAAUAGCAGCGACGAGUCCCAGCUCCCAGCAGCAGCAGCAUGUCUCGUCGUAAGCAAGCCAAGCCCCAGCACCUGAGAUCGGACGAGGAGAUCGGCAGCACCGAGGUGCUCACUGACAGCAACGUACCUGGGGAAGGACCAGAUGAUGGGGACAGCGGGAAUGAAAGCCGAAGUGGAAGUGAGGAGACCAACGUUUGUGAAAAAUGCUGUGCUGAAUUCUUUAAAUGGACUGACUUCUUAGAGCACAAAAAGACCUGCACUAAAAACCCACUUGUGCUGAUUGUAAAUGAUGAUGUAGCAGCACCGGCCUCUGAAGAGUUUCCUGAACCAUCUCCUGCAAGCUCUUCAAGUGAUCACGCAGAGAGCGAGACUGCAGAGGAAGCUGUCCAGGUAGAAAAUAAUGAAACUUGUGAUAUAAAAGAAGCAGAAAAGGAAGAGGAACCCAUGGAAGUUGAAACCACUGAAGAAAAAUUUUUUCCAAAUCAAGAAGCCUCAAACACUUCUACUCCUCUACCUCAGAUACCUGAUCCAUCUUCCAUAACUAAUUACAACAUGCCAAACACUAAUGUUACAUUAGAGACACUUCAAAGUACAAAAGUGGCAGUAGCACAGUUUUCACAGAAUGCACGGUGCAUCGGUGGUACAGGUGCCGCCACUGCAGCUACAGCUAUGGCAAUUCCAAUGAUUCUAGAACAGCUGAUGGCACUGCAACAGCAGCAGAUCCACCAGCUGCAGCUCAUUGAACAAAUACGCAGUCAGGUUGCACUGAUGAAUCGUCAGCCACUACGUCCUCCAUUGACCUCUUCAGUUCCAGCACAAAAUCCUCCAAUUCCAACACCCAGUCAGCUGCAGAGCUUUGCUGCACAUCCAAGCCUUCAGUUAACACCUGUAGUCCCACCCACCCUUGCAGGACCAGUAUCUAACAAUCAACCACCAUCAUUCGAAAAUCCACCACACACAUCACAGCCUGCCUCUGGGGCAAGUACCCCAAAUAUCCCAUGUUCUGUCUCUUGUACACCAACAGAAACAAGCACAUCCUUAUUAACUAAUGCUAAAUCGACAUCUGUAACACCUAGCCCUGUGCCCAAUACAACCACCAAUACUACUUAUCCUCAGAGCUCAUCUACUCCUCCAUCCAUUGGACAUGGAAAUAUCCUCACCUCACCUUCCAGUUUGCCAAGCCCACUUCUACCUCAGAGUUCUUCAAAUAGUGUGAUCUUCCCCAAUCCACUUGUAAGCAUAGCUGCAACUGCUAAUGCUUUAGAUCCCCUUUCUGCACUUAUGAAACAUCGUAAGGGAAAGCCACCUAAUGUAUCAGUGUUUGAGACCAAGUCCAGUUCUGAGGACCCAUUUUUUAAACAUAAAUGCAGAUUUUGUGCCAAGGUCUUUGGAAGCGAUAGUGCUUUACAGAUCCAUUUGCGAUCUCAUACAGGUGAAAGGCCCUUUAAAUGUAAUAUAUGUGGAAAUCGGUUUUCCACAAAAGGCAAUCUAAAAGUUCACUUUCAGAGACAUAAAGAAAAGUAUCCCCAUAUUCAGAUGAAUCCAUAUCCUGUUCCAGAAUAUCUUGACAAUGUCCCAACUAGUUCUGGAAUACCAUAUGGAAUGUCUCUUCCACCUGAAAAGCCAGUAACAACAUGGUUAGAUAGUAAGCCAGUAUUGCCAACAAUCCCAACAUCAAUUGGUUUGCAACUCCCUCCUACAAUACCAGGUGUUAACAGCUAUGGUGAUUCACCAAGCAUUACCCCAAUGAACCGAUCACCUCAAAGGCCAUCUCCUGCAUCAAGUGAAUGCAAUUCUUUGUCGCCGAGAAUAAAUCAUACUGAAACAUGCAUGGUAACAUCAGCAGAAUCUCCACAAUCUGCUCAGACAGCCACUACUACUGUCCCAAAAACGGAACCCAUUGUCCUUUCUCUUACAGCUGCAAGAACAGCUGAACAGCCAGCAAGUGGACAGAUAUCCUCUCCUGUGACAACAUCUAUUCCCACACUAACAGACACCAGUAUAUCAACAAGCCUCCCAAAUCCAGUGCUUCCAACCAUUCCAGACCAGUUCAAAGCAAAAUUUCCAUUUGGUGGUCUUCUAGAGUCUAUGCAAACAUCGGAAACAUCAAAACUGCAACAGCUAGUUGAGAACAUUGAUAAAAAGAUGACAGAUCCAAAUCAAUGUGUCAUUUGUCAUCGAGUGCUUAGCUGUCAGAGUGCUCUUAAGAUGCAUUACAGAACCCAUACAGGAGAGAGACCAUUUAAAUGCAAAAUUUGUGGACGUGCUUUUACUACUAAGGGAAAUUUGAAAACUCAUUUUGGUGUUCAUCGGGCAAAACCUCCAUUAAGAGUUCAGCAUUCAUGUCCAAUUUGUCAGAAAAAGUUUACAAAUGCUGUUGUCCUGCAGCAACAUAUCCGUAUGCAUAUGGGUGGACAGAUUCCUAAUACUCCCUUACCCGAGGGCUUCCAAGAUGCAAUGGACUCUGAGCUUUCCUAUGAUGAAAAUAAUCUUGAUACACUGAGCAAUUAUGAUGAGGAUUUUGAUGAUAAUUCAAUGGAUGAUGAUCUAGACAUGAAAGAUACUGCAAAUGAUCCUUCUAAGCCUCUGAUACCAUACUCUGACUCAUCACCUUCCUCUCCUCCCACUGUCAUUUCAAGUAUUGCUGCUUUAGAAAAUCAGAUGAAAAUGAUUGACUCUGUUAUGACUGCACAGCAAUUUAUUGGGUUAAAAAACUUGGAAAAUGGAUCAGGAGAAAGUGAUCGCCUAAGCAACGAUUCGUCUUCUGGUGCAGGAGAUCUUGAGAGCCAAAGUGCAGGCAGUCCUGCAAUGUCUGAGACCUCAUCAAUGCAGGUUUUGUCACCUGCCCAUAGUCAUAGUGAAAGCAUCAGAUCAAAAUCCCCCCACGUAGUUAACCACGAAGAGCCACCAGAACUACAGCUUAAGACAGAAAAGCCCGACAGUCCCUUGCCUGCCCCAGAGACUGAAGGUGCACUGGAUCUGACAUCCACGAACCCUGUGAGACCAAUCAUCAAAGAAGAGGGCCCUUUUAGCCUGCUGUUCCUGAGCAGAGAACGUGGUAAGUUUAAAAGUACUGUUUGUAAUAUCUGUGGCAAGCCUUUUGCUUGCAAAAGUGCAUUGGAAAUUCACUACCGCAGCCACACUAAAGAACGGCCAUUUAUUUGUACAGUCUGCAAUCGUGGGUGUUCCACUAUGGGUAAUUUAAAACAACACUUACUGACACACAAAUUGAAAGAGCUCCCAUCUCAGAUAUUUGAACCCAACUUUACUCUAGGUCCCAGCCAAACUACUACUAGCCUGGUCACCAGCACAGCGCCUGCCAUGAUCAAAAUGGAAGUGAAUGGUCACACCAAGCCGAUCUCAUUGGGUGAAGGUCCUCACCUUCCAGCUGGAAUCCAGGUUCCUGCUGCACCACAGACAGCGAUGAGCCCAGGCAUCACUCCUAUGCUGGCACCCCCUCCACGACGAACUCCCAAGCAACACAACUGUCAUUCGUGUGGGAAGACCUUCUCUUCAGCAAGUGCACUACAGAUACAUGAACGUACUCAUACUGGUGAAAAGCCAUUUGGUUGCACAAUCUGUGGUAGAGCAUUUACCACAAAAGGGAAUCUUAAGGUCCAUAUGGGGACUCACAUGUGGAAUAAUGCUCCAGCAAGACGUGGUCGUAGACUUUCUGUGGAAAACCCCAUGGCUUUGUUAGGAGGAGAUGCACUGAAGUUUUCUGAAAUGUUUCAGAAAGAUUUGGCAGCUCGAGCGAUGAAUGUUGACCCCAAUUUUUGGAAUCAGUAUGCUGCUGCUAUCACAAAUGGGCUGGCUAUGAAAAACAAUGAAAUUUCUGUUAUACAGAACGGAGGCAUUCCCCAGCUUCCAGUCAGUUUAGGUGGAAGUGCAAUUCCACCUUUAAGCAACAUGUCCAGUGGGAUGGACCGAUCACGUACUGGUAGCAGCCCUCCUAUCAUUACUAUGGACAAAUUGGGCUCUGAUUCUAUUGUAAAACGACCAUUCACAAGGUUUAUUGAGGAAAACAAGGAAAUUGGCAUAAACUGAGUGCAAUUGAAAACACAAAAACAAAACUCUCCAAGACUCCUCUCCUCAAGUGUUGUACUAUUUCUUGUACAGUUUUUUUUGAAUUUAUCACAGUGACCUAACCCAUAUUCCCACUGCCCUCUCCUAUAGCAGAAAUGCAGAGACUUGUGGAUGCUGAAGAGAUGUAUUUUCAAGAUUGUGCAUGGUACUUUCAGCAGUUAAACUGACUGGAAUGGACUUUUUCAUCUUUAAACAUUAUUCAAAAUUCAUUGGAUAACAAGUGGACACAGGCAAACAAAAGCUGUGUGUGUUUGAUAUGAAAUGAUUCAACUUGUGUAAAAACAAUGACUUCUUUGUCCAAAAUAAUUGCUGGCUUUGUUCAAAUUAGAUAUAAACUUGAAGUCUGUUUGUAAGGAUUCUAAUACAGUACUAAAUAAUCUGAGUUUAGCAUUCCAAAAUGCUGUGUAUUAUUACAGUAUCCUUGUCUGUAAUAUUUAUAACAUUAUGCGGGUACUCAAGAUAAAAAAAAAACCCUAUUCAAUUUUGUACAGCAAGAUACAGCUGAAUUUGUGACCUUUUCUUAGCAAUUUUUGUUUGCUAUAAUCCAGUGCUGUUUAUUCCAAUGCAGGCAAAAUUGUGACAUUUUUAUUUGGACGAUAGCAUGCUAUACAUGUGCAAGUAUCUGUCUGUAAAAAAAAUCCUUUUAUUUAAAUAUUUGUAGCUGCUAUGUGGACAGUCAUUCAAUAUAAAAGAGAAAAUGUAUGGAGAAAUAGUUUGAUGGAUGGAAAGCAACUCACAGUCAAAAAAAAUUUCACUCUAAAGUGUUCAUCAUAGGAAGCUGUGAAUAAAAAAAAAUCUUCAUGUUAACUUCACUGUACAAUAAAAGAUAAUGUUUGUA
This is a messenger RNA of Hyla sarda, 5485 nucleotides long. It is a transcript of the gene SALL3, whose product is annotated as spalt like transcription factor 3. Gene Ontology annotation, molecular function: DNA-binding transcription factor activity, RNA polymerase II-specific; RNA polymerase II cis-regulatory region sequence-specific DNA binding. Lineage: Eukaryota; Metazoa; Chordata; Amphibia; Anura; Hylidae. The transcript is spliced from 3 exons. The record is from RefSeq and is a predicted model, not a curated record. Bases 601 to 4608 code for a protein of 1335 amino acids. Gene Ontology annotation, biological process: regulation of transcription by RNA polymerase II. Gene Ontology annotation, cellular component: nucleus.